Molecule: messenger RNA, 768 nt
Organism: Helicoverpa zea (corn earworm)
Lineage: Eukaryota; Metazoa; Arthropoda; Insecta; Lepidoptera; Noctuidae
Product: spidroin-1-like
Exons: 13
Coding region: 1-768 (255 amino acids)
Source: RefSeq, a predicted model, not a curated record
AUGGGUACCAAACUGUGGGCUAUAGUUCUCUUAGUCACAUUGCCUUCGGGCUUAUUAGCACAGGAUGUAAUUUUAGAUGAUGGAGACGAUUCCAUAAGUUCUGCUGAGUCUCAAGCCCUGGCCCAAUCAGUUGCUGAGGGAGAUGACGAUGGCGGUUUAGGACUAUCAAAUGCUUACGCAAGUUCAAUAGCUCAAUCUGGCGCGGACGGAUAUGGUGGUGACAGUGGAGCUCAAUCUCUAGCCAACGCCUAUUCUCAGUCGGGUAGCGAUGGAUACGGCGAUGAUGGCUACUCGCAAUCUCAAGCACUGUCAAACGCUUACAGUGGAGCUGGUGGAGAUGGGUCAAAUUCAAUAGCUUCAGCUAACGCUGCCAGCAGAGCUGGUGGAAAAGGACGAAAUGUAGCACAAUCACAAGCCAUCGCAAGAGCUGCUAAUCUAGGUUACGGUGGACAAAGCGGUGCCCAAGCAGGAUCAUAUUCGCUCUCAGGAGGACAAGGCAGAGGAGGUGGCUAUGGACAGAGUUCAGCACAAACAAGAGCAAGUGCAGGAGGCGGCAAAGGCGGUUACGGCCAAAGUAUGGCCCAGGCUGGAUCAUACGCAGGGUCGGGCUCAGGAGGCAGAAGAGGAUUGUACAGAAAUCCAUUCUGGGGCUUCGGUGAAGGAACAUAUUUUGGACCACGAGGAAGAUUUGGCUCACAAUCCCGCUCCAUAGCAUCAGCCAACGCUGGUAGCAGAGGUGGCAAGUCCCAAUCACAAGCAAGUAAGUAG